AUGGCUCUGCGCUGGCUCUUGGCGCUGCUGCUGGCACUGCCCGGCGCUUGGGGGGACUGCCCGCGGGCGCCGACUUUCGUCUUUGCGGAGCUCACCACGACCCCCGAGGAAUCCUACCCCGUGGGGACCCAGCUGAGGUACCACUGCCGCCCGGGGUACGUGAGGAACGGGGACCAGGCCCCCGUGCUCACCUGCCUCCCCAACUCCACCUGGUCGGAGCAGCCCGACUUCUGCAUCGGAAAGUCGUGUGGGCAACCGGACAUCGCGAAUGGCAACUUUCACACCAGCACCAAUCUGCUGCUUGGGGCGACCGUAACCUUCACCUGUAACAUUGGGUACCGACUAGUUGGGCCACCAACUGCACAGUGUGUAUUUAAAAAUGAUGAAGCUUACUGGGAUAACAUUCCAAUCUGUGAGAUUAUUGCCUGCCCACCACCUCCUGAAAUCAAGAAUGGGCAGCUCCUUGGUGGGGAAGGAGAAUUCACCUUUGGCACGUCUGUAAGUUACAGCUGUAACAAAGGUUUUUCUCUUAUUGGAGAUGUCACAAUUUACUGUACAAUGGGUCCUAACUACCAGGGAACCUGGAAUGGUCCAGCCCCUGAAUGCAAAAUGGUCAGCUGUGAAGAUCCAGACGUGAAAAAUGGGAGAAGGUUGUCUGGCUUUGGCCUUGAGCACACAUAUGAAGAUACAGUGAGCUUUGAGUGUAAUCCUGGUUAUAAAAUGAACGGUAGUAGUGUAGUUACCUGUGAAGCAAACAGUUCCUGGACACCACCUCUGCCAACAUGUGAGAAAAUCCGCUGUGGUUCCCCUCCACGCUUCCCUUUUGCUGAACUACCAACACCUGUGGGUGACAGCUCUGAUUCUGGAACCAGGCUGGACUAUCGGUGUAACCCAGGAUAUAAGGCAGCACCUGGAAAGUCCUCUACUGUCAUUUGUCAGAGGAAUGAGACCUGGUCUGCUGCAGACCCAGACUUCUGUGUCCGACAGCAAUGCUCCCCUCCCGAAGUAAAGAACGGGAAUGUGGCUGGAAACGAAAAAACUUUCCCCUUUGAAACAGUUGUGAAGUUCACCUGCAAUUCUGGGUGA
Lepidothrix coronata (blue-crowned manakin) is the source of this 1086-nucleotide messenger RNA. Its product is annotated as C4b-binding protein alpha chain-like. The coding region runs from base 1 to 1086 and encodes 361 amino acids. The record is from RefSeq and is a predicted model, not a curated record. Lineage: Eukaryota; Metazoa; Chordata; Aves; Passeriformes; Pipridae. The transcript has 8 exons.